UUACCCAAGCCGCCUACAGGCCGGUACUAGGGGGAGUAAGGGGGGCCCAUCAACGGCGGCCGAACAUCGAACAGUUGAAUGCGCCACCGCUGCCGUAGUGGCGAGGUCUUCUACUACCGUGGAGCCCCCUUCCAGCAGGUGAACCGGACCAAAGCCGACUCAGUCGAGAUCAGAGGCAGACACAGGCGACUACCUGCACCUUUUGUGUGAACCACCUGUGGAAAAUGUGACAUUGUUCAGUGGGAAAAAGUGACCAAUUUUUGACACGGACAAGUGAAAUAUGUGAUUUAUUGACUUUGGGAACAAUCAAAUUUUGGCAAAAUGGCCGACGCAGCUGCCAGUAGCCAGCCCGAGGACCGCCCCCUCGCCCUCUCCCGUCGCGAAUUCCCAUCUCGAAGUUCCUCCGGGAGUCGCUCCUACGACCCCCAACUCUACCAACUCCCCCUCCCCGCCACCAUGAGCCACCACCGCGAAUCCUCCGCUUUCGUUCCGGUGGUACCCUCCCGGAACAUGCACCCCAUGUUGUACCCCAGCGACAUGCACCCCCUCCUCCUCGACGAGCGCCCGGAGUCGGGUAAAACCCCCGACGGUUCCUCGUCGCUCUACCUCCGGAAAUCCACCAGUUUCGAGCUUAUGGUCAUGAUGAACGACAAGAAAAAGGAGUUGCAGAUGCAGAGGGAGGCGGCGGCGCAUGCUGCCGCCCUCAUGCUACCCCGACCUGGACCACCUCCCGGAUUGCUAGAGUCCGGCUCUUCCGGGCAGGGGUAUCCCGGAUUUUUACCGAAUAAUCCAGGGAGUGCGUCGUUUGCGUUCCCGAGUUUCCAGCCGGGGCCCCCACAGAUGCAUGCGCAUCUGGAUAGGAGGCUGUUGAGGGCUCCGGGGAGGGCUUCCAGGCCCAAGAAACAGUUCAUUUGCAAGUUUUGCAAUAGACAAUUUACUAAGAGUUAUAAUUUGUUGAUUCAUGAAAGGACGCAUACUGAUGAAAGGCCGUAUUCUUGCGAUAUUUGCGGGAAGGCCUUCAGGAGGCAGGACCAUUUGAGGGAUCACAGAUACAUCCACAGCAAGGAGAAACCUUUCAAAUGCGGAGAAUGCGGUAAAGGCUUCUGCCAGAGCCGGACUUUGGCCGUGCACAAAAUCCUCCACAUGGAGGAGUCCCCCCACAAGUGCCCCGUGUGCUCCCGCUCCUUCAACCAGCGCUCCAACCUCAAAACCCAUCUCUUGACCCACACCGACCACAAACCCUACGAAUGCAACUCCUGCGGGAAAGUCUUCCGCAGGAAUUGCGACCUGCGACGCCACGCCCUCACCCAUGCCGUGGGCGACGUCCCAUCCGACGGCCUCGGCGAUGGGCUACUCCCGGAGCGCGACCCGGAGUCCUCCGACCGGACCCAAUGCCACGAACCCGUCCCUUACACCAUGCGCCCCAACCCCGACCGGAGUUUCCCCAUCGACGACGAUGAUGAUUUGGACGAAGACCCGGAAAUUGAUCCGGGACAAGAGGACCCACCCGAGGAGAAAACUGACCCGGAGCCGCCCCCUCAUCACCCCCAGUUGCAAAUCCGGAGGGAUUUACACCCAGUUAAGUCCGCGACGGUGACUAGUGGGGCCCUCGCCCUGGAGAACUUCCGGAAGAGACACUUGGAGGCGGAGAGGGCGGCGUAUCCGCCGCACUUGAAACUGAGACUUAUGCAACCCAUGCCGCAGAUGGUGCAACAAAUGGACGCCCCCGGGACCAGCAACAUGGCCAGCGACCUCUCCAUGAAGAAGGAGGAGGUGCCGCCCCCGAGACCGCCCCCCAAUCCGCCCAAAAAGACUGGAUUUACGAUAGAGGAUAUCAUGCGGAGGUAAUUCGCGACAAGUUCCUUGUAAAUAUGUGAUUUUGUACAUAGGGGACUAGAACUCGCAAUGACCAGUCGGAAUUUUUGGAAAAAUAAAAAAAAAACUCCAAAAUUUUGAAUCUUUGUAUUUUGACUUUUUCAAUGAAUUACUUUAUCCGGUUAUUGGUUUAUACAGGUUGUCCCAACUAAAUCAAAUUUUUCUUUUUUUUUCAAAACUGAAAAUAAACUACACUGUGAUGUAUUUUAUUCGUAUUUUUGGACACUCCUGACUCUAAAAUCGCAAGUUUUAACGACUUUUUCUUAUUUAUUUUAAUCCUGGUUCUAAUUGUGUAUUUGGAAAAAAAUGGUGUGGUUUUUGGUUCUGAGUUUGAGUUUCUUGUCAAAAUUGUAUCUAGUUCAUGUAUUUUUUUUUUGAAAAAAUUAAAUAUAAAGUAGAUAGUUUUAAUCUUUCGAUCAUAACUUUUAUGAGAAAAAUUGUUUUAUUAUUGCCAUUUGAAAAAAAAAUAAAAAUUUUGUGGAAAAUUUUGAAAAAUUUUAUUUUUAUAAAACAUCACAAUUUUACAGUCCUGUAUCAGUUAAUUGUCCUAAAAAAUAAAUAUUUUAAGCAAAAAAUUUUUUUACAUUCUUUUUAUUCACCUGGU
Molecule: messenger RNA, 2479 nt
Organism: Tribolium madens (black flour beetle)
Lineage: Eukaryota; Metazoa; Arthropoda; Insecta; Coleoptera; Tenebrionidae
Product: protein bowel-like
Exons: 3
Coding region: 322-1848 (508 amino acids)
Biological process (GO): embryo development; regulation of transcription by RNA polymerase II; embryonic pattern specification
Cellular component (GO): nucleus
Molecular function (GO): RNA polymerase II transcription regulatory region sequence-specific DNA binding; DNA-binding transcription factor activity, RNA polymerase II-specific
Source: RefSeq, a predicted model, not a curated record